Messenger RNA from Zasmidium cellare ATCC 36951, 1479 nucleotides. RefSeq lists its product as uncharacterized. Gene Ontology annotation, molecular function: protein binding. The transcript is spliced from 2 exons. The record is from RefSeq and is a predicted model, not a curated record. NCBI's taxonomy places the organism in Eukaryota, Fungi, Ascomycota, Dothideomycetes, Mycosphaerellales, Mycosphaerellaceae. Bases 1 to 1479 code for a protein of 492 amino acids.
AUGGCAAAGCGCGCUGCUGAAGACAAUGAGCCGCAAACGCUCAAGGCCGGCGAACGUCCUGUGGCGGACAGUGGUCUGGCCGAGGGAGAAGAAUUUGAGGAUGAAUUCGAGGACGAAUUUGAGAGCGAGGACGAGAUUCUGGAAGCUGGUGUAGAUGGCAGGCCCGAUGAGGAGCGGGAAGCCGAAGAGAAGGCAGCAGGCGCUAUGGAUGUUGACCAAGAGACAUUCAUCCCCGGACGACACAAGCUAGACGCAGGACAGACAUUGGCCCCGGACCUCUCAACAUACGAAAUGCUGCACACUCUGGAACCAACAUGGCCCUGCCUUUCGUUCGACAUCGUCAAGGACAACCUCGGCGACGAUCGCAAGUCAUAUCCCGCCACUGUCUACGCAGUAGCAGGAACCCAGGCCGCACAAGGCCGAGAGAAAGACAACCAAAUCAUGGUAAUGAAACUCUCCGGCCUCUCCCGCAACGACAAAGCCAACAACAUCGAUUCUGACGACGAAGACGACGACGACGAAGAAUACACCGAUCCAGUCCUCGAAACGAAAUCCAUUCCCCUAACCGCCACAACCAACCGCAUCCGCGCCCACCAAUCCCCGCAAUCCAACUCCUCAACACCACCCACAACAAUCACGGCCGCUAUGCAAGAAUCUGGCGACGUCCUCAUCCACGACAUAACCCCUCACCUCCAAUCCUUCGACACGCCUGGCUUCCAAAUCCCCCAAACGGCCUCCAAACCCCGCUCCACCAUCCGCGCACAUAAGAAAAACGAAGGCUACGCCCUCGACUGGUCACCCCUGGUACCCGCCGGCAAACUCCUCACAGGCGACUCCGCCGGCACCAUCUUCGCUACAACCCGCACGGAGGGCGGCGGCUUCGUAACCGACACCAACGCCUUCACAGGCCACACCGGCAGCGUCGAAGAACUCCAAUGGUCCCCAAACGAACGCAACGUCUUCGCCUCCGCCUCCAGCGACGGCACCGUCAAAAUCUGGGACGCGCGCUCCAAAUCCCGCAAAUACGCCAUCAGCGUCCAAGUCUCCGACUCGGACGCCAACGUCCUCUCCUGGUCCCAUCAAACCCCACACCUCCUCGCCUCAGGCCACGACGACGGGACGUGGUCCGUCUGGGACCUGCGACAGUGGAAAUCCCCCGAUGCGGCGGCGAAGUCGAAACCUGUGGCGCAUUUCAAUUUUCAUCUCGGACAGAUUACGAGUGUGGAGUGGCAUCCGACGGAUGACAGUAUUGUGUCCGUGUGUUCGGCGGAUAACACUUUGACAUUGUGGGAUUUGGCCGUGGAACUGGACGACGAGGAGAGCAAGUACACGGCUGAUGUGAAGGAUGUGCCGCCGCAGUUGCUGUUUGUGCAUUAUAUGGAUCAGGUCAAGGAGGCGCAUUGGCAUCCGCAGAUUCCUGGGACCGUCAUGGCGACGGGGAAUAGCGGAUUUGGGGUGUUCAAAACAAUCAGCGUUUAG